Molecule: messenger RNA, 3657 nt
Organism: Acanthosepion pharaonis
Lineage: Eukaryota; Metazoa; Mollusca; Cephalopoda; Sepiida; Sepiidae
Source: the annotation of a GenBank genome assembly
AUGUUCCAUUCUGCUUCUUUUUCCUAUUCUCAAGGUCUGAUUUCUUUGCUGACUUUUUGUUCAAUAAAUAUAAUCAUUUUCUUGAAUGGUGGGUUUUUCUUCUUUUACAGCCUGCUUUCUUUUUUUUCUGCCAACUGGAUGCUUUUUUUUUCUUUCAUUCUUCUUUAUCAUUUUUUGAUUUUUCUUCUAUCCAUUUCAAUCUUCUUUUCUUUCAUUCAAAAAGCUGAGCUUCUUUCAUUUUCUUCUUCUUCUUUCUUUCAUUUAAAAUUCUUCUUCUUCUUUAAUUCAAGUUUUCUUCUUUCAAAAAAUGACUUUGUAUUUUCAAGCUUCUUUUUCUAUUUCAAAAGGUUGUUCUUGAAAUUUUUAUUCAUUGGUUUUUUUCUGUAUUUUCAAGGAAGUUUUUUUCUUUCAUUUCCCAACUUCUCUUUUCUUUCUUUCAUUCAAGUUCUUUUUUCUUUUCUUUUCAUUCUUUUCUUUCUUCUUUUUUUCAGCUUCUUCUUUUCUUUUCAUUCAAGCUUCUUUUUCUUUCAUUCUCCUUCUUUUUCUUUUUUCCACUUUCUUCUUUCUUUUCUUUCCUUUUUUUUUUCAAUCCCUCUUUUUUCUUUCACUUUUCUUCUUUUUUUUUCUUUUCUUCUUCUUCUCUUCUUUUCUUUCUUCUUUUCUUUUUUCUUUUCUUUUUUUUUAUCAUUCUCCUCUUUCUUUUCUUCAUCUUUUUCUCAAUUCUUUUCUUUCAUUUUUCAAGCUUCUCCUUUUCUUUUUCUCAAGCUUUUCUUCUUUUACCCUCCUCAUCAUUCAUUUCUUCUUCUUUUCUUUCAUUUUUUUCAUUUUCCUUUUUCAUUCAAGCUUCUUCUUUUUUUCUUUUUUUUUCUUUUCUCCAUUUUCUUUUUCUUUCAUUUUCAUUCUUCUUCUUUUCUUUUUCUUUUUCCAUUUUCCUUUUACCCUCCUUUCUUUAUUUCUUCUUCUUUUCUUUUCUUUUUCAUUUUCCUUCCUCAUCUUUAUCAUUCUUUCUUCUUUUCUUUCAUCUUUUUCUCCAUUUUCCUUUUUACCUCCUCAUCUUUUUCAUUCUCUUCUUCUUUUCUUUCUUUUCUUUUUCUCCAUUUUCCUUUUACCCUCCUCAUUUUAUCAUUUUCUUCUUUUUUCUUUCAUCUUUUCUUUUUUUCAUUUUUACCUUUUCAUCUUUAUCAUUUCUCUUCUUCUUUUUUUCAUCUUUUCUCCAUUUCAUUUUUUACCCUCCUCAUCUUUUCAUUCUCUUCUUCUUUUCUUUCUUCUUUUCUCCAUUUUCCUUUUUACCCUUUUCAUCUUUAUCAUUCUCUUCUUCUUUUCUUUCAUCUUUUUCCAUUUUCCUUUUCCUCCUCUUCUUUUCUUUCAUUCUCUUUUCUUUCUUUUCUUUCAUCUUUUCUCCAUUUUCCUUUUUAUCCCUUUCAUCUUUAUCUCUCUUCUUCUUUUCUUUCAUCUUUUUUUCCAUUUUUUUUUUUACUUUUUCCAUUUUCUUUCUCCUUUCCUUUUUUCUUCUUCUUUUUCUUUCAUCUUUUUCUCCAUUUUCCUUUUACCUUCCUCAUCUUUUCAUUCUCUUCUUCUUUUCUUUCAUCUUCAUUCCAUUUUCCUUUUUACCCUCCUUUCUUUUCAUUCUCUUCUUCUUUUCUUUCAUCUUUUUCUCCUUUUUCCUUUCAUCUUUUCUUCUUUUUUUCAUUCUCUUUUUCUUCUUUUCUUUUCUUUUCUCCAUUUUCAUUUUACCCUUCUCAUCUUUAUCAUUCUCUUCUUCUUUUUUUCAUCUUUUUCUCCUUUUUCCUUUUUACCCUCCUUUCUUUUUUCUUUUUUCUUCUUUCUUUUCUUCUUCUUUCAUUUUCUUCUUUUUUUUCUUUUUCUACCUUCUUUUUUUUUCAUUUCUUUCUUCUUUUCUUCUUUUCAUCUUUUUCUCCAUUUUCCUUUUUACCCUCCUCAUCUUUAUCAUUCUUCUUCUUCUUCAUUUUCAUCUUUUCUCCAUUUUCCUUUUUACCCUCCUCAUCUUUUCAUCAUUCUCUUCUUUUUUCUUUCAUCUUUUUCUCCAUUUUCCUUUUUACCCUCCUCAUCUUUAUCAUUCUCUUCUUCUUUUCUUUCAUUUUCAUUUUCUUUUCUCCAUUUUCCUUUUUUCUUUUCAUCCUCUUUUCUUUUAUUCAUUCUCUUCUUCUUUUUUUUCAUCUUUUCUCCAUUUUCCUUUUUACCCUCUCAUCUUUUCAUUCUCUUCUUCUUUUUUUCAUCUUUUCUCCAUUUCUUUUUACCCUCCUCAUUUUUUCAUUCUCUUCUUCUUUUCUUUCAUCUUUUCUCCAUUUUCUUUUUUACCCUCCUCAUCUUUAUCAUUCUCUUCUUUUCUUUUCUUUCAUCUUUUUUCUCCAUUUUCCUUUUUACCUUCUUUCAUUUUUAUCAUUCUUCUUUCUUCAUUUUUCUUUCUUCUUUUUCUUCCAUUUUCCUUUUUACCCUCCUCAUUUUAUCAUUCUUCUUCUUCUUUUCUUUCAUCUUUUUCUCCAUUUUCCUUUUUUACCUUCCUCAUUUCAUUCAUUCUUCUUCUUUUCUUUCAUCUUUUCUCCAUUUUCCUUUUACCUCCUCAUCUUUAUCAUUCUCUUCUUCUUUUCUUUCAUCUUUUUUCCAUUUCCUUUUUACCUCCUCAUUUUAUCAUUCUUCUUCUUUUCUUUCAAUCUUUUUCCAUUUUCCUUUUUACCCUCCUCAUUUUAUUUUCUUUCUUCUUUUUCUUUUUCUUUCAUUUUUCUUUUUUUUUCCAUUUUCUUCUUUUCUUUUUUUUUUUCAUUUUCCUUUUUUACCCUCUUCAUUUUUUUCAUUCUCUUCUUCUUUUCUUUCAUUCUUUUUCUCCAUUUUCCUUUUUUUACCCUCUUCAUUUUUAUCAUUCUUCUUCUUUUUUUUUUCAUCUUUUUCUUUCAUUCUUUUUCUUUUUCCUCCUCAUCUUUAUCUUCUUUUCUUUUUUUUUCUUUCUUUUUUUUCCUUUCUUUUUACCCUCUCUUCUUUUUUCAUUUCUUCUUCUUUUUUCUUUUUUUCUUCUUUUUCUUUUUCAUUUUCCUUUUCUCCAUUUCCUUUCCUUCUUCUUUAUCAUUCUCUUCUUCUUUUCAUUCUUUUCUCAUUUUUUUCCUUUUUACCCUCCUCAUAGCUUUUAUCAUUCUCUUCUUUUUUCUUUCUUUCAAGCUUCUUUUUUUUCUUUUUCCCUUCUUCUUUUCAUUCUUCUUCUUCUUUUCUUUCUUCUUCUUUUCUUCUUUCAUUUUACUUCUUCUUCUUCUUUUAUUCAUUUUUCUUUUCAUUCUUAGCUUUUUCUUCUUUCAUUCUUUUCUUCUUCUUUCUUUCAUUCAAGCUUCUUUUUCUUUCAUUCAAGCUUCUUCUUCUUUCAUUCAAGCUUCUUCUUCUUUUUCAUUCUUUUUUCUUCUUUCAUUCAAGCUUUUUCUUCUUUUUUCAUUCAAGCUUUUCUUCUUUCAUUCAAGCUUCUUCUUUUUCUUUCAUUCAAAGCUUCUUCUUCUUUUUUCAAGCUUCUUCUUCUUUCAUUCAAGCAUUUUUUCUUUUCUUUUUCAGCUUCUUUUUUUCUUUCUUUCAAGCUUCUUUUUUUUCAUUCAGCUUCUUUUUUCUUUCAUUCAAGCUUUUCUUCUUUCAUUCAAGCUUCUUCUUCUUUUUCACUUUUAA